CCUCUCCCGCCGCUUCCGGCAGCAGUGAAAGCAUGGCGGCGGAGGGGAGCUUCGGCCAGAUGGGCCUGGACGCGCGGCUCCUGCAGGCGGUGGCAGAGCUGGGCUGGGCCGCGCCCACCCCCAUCCAGGCGAAGGCGGUGCCGCUGGCGCUGGAGGGGAAGGACCUGCUGGCCAAGGCCCGCACCGGCUCCGGGAAGACGGGCGCCUAUGCCCUGCCGCUGCUGCAGCGCCUGCUGGACGCCAAGGCGGCAGCGCUGGUGACGGAGCAGGCAGUGCGCGGCCUGGUGCUGGUGCCCACCAAAGAGCUGGCCCGGCAGGUGCUGCAGAUGCUUCGGAGGCUGGCCGCCUACUGCGCUCGGGACAUCCGCACCCUCGACUUGGCCGGUCCAGAGGACCUGGGCGCCCAGAGGCCCCUCUUGAUGGAGAAACCAGAUGUGGUGAUAGGAACGCCAUCACGGGUUUUGGCACAUGUACAAAUGCAAAACUUGAGACUGCAGAAUUCGUUAGAAAUUUUGGUGAUAGAUGAAGCUGACUUGCUUUUUUCAUUUGGCUUUGAGGAAGAUUUGAAAAAUCUCCUCUGCCAUUUGCCCAAGAUCUACCAGACCUUCAUCAUGUCAGCUACCUUCAACGAGGAUGUCCAGACACUGAAGGAGCUGGUGCUGCACAACCCGGUGACUCUCAGGCUGCAAGAAGCACCCUUGCCAGAUAGCUCCCAGCUGAGCCAGUUCCAGAUCCAGUGCGAGACUGAAGAGGAGAAAUUCUUGCUCCUCUAUGCCCUCCUGAAGCUUUCCCUGGUGCGGGGGAAAGUUCUCCUCUUUGUCAACAGGAUUGACCGCUGCUACCGCCUCAAACUCUUCCUGGAGCAGUUUGGGAUCGCUGCCUGCGUCCUCAACUCAGAGCUGCCUGCUCAGUCCCGAUGCCACAUCAUCAGCCAGUUCAAUCGGAGCGUCUACAAUUACAUCAUUGCCACAGAUGAGCAGCACCUGGCAGAACCAGAGGAGAGUGGCAGGAAAAGGAAGAAGGGCACAAAAGGAGAAAAGGGCAAAGAUCAGGAAUAUGGUGUCUCCCGAGGCAUCGACUUCCACAACGUGUCUGCGGUCUUCAACUUUGAUUUCCCCCCCUCCUUUGAAUCCUACAUCCACCGAGCAGGCAGGACAGCCCGUGUUCACAACCCAGGCACUGUUCUGACCUUCGUCUUGCCCUCUGAGCGGCUUCUGCUUGCCAAGAUUGAAGAGGUGCUUACAGCCGAGAGCACAAGCAAGUGCACCUUGACGCCCUACCAGUUCCGGAUGGGGGAGAUCGAGGGACUCCGCUACCGAUGUCAGGAUGCCAUGCGGUCAGUAACCAAGCAGGCUAUCAAAGAAGCCCGACUCCGUGAAAUCAAAGAAGAAUUGCUCAACUCGGAGAAGCUGAAGACAUACUUUGAAGACAAUCCCCGGGAUCUGAAUUUGCUGCGCCAUGACAAGCCCCUUCACCCAGCCAUCGUUAAGCCCCACCUGCGCAACGUCCCAGAAUACUUGGUCCCUCAGGGUCUCCAGCCAGCAGUCCCAGCCCUGGCUGGGAAACGCAAGCGGCGGAAAUGCCCGGCCUCCACUAGCAAGGGCCAGAGGAACCCCUUGCACAGCUUCAGGAGCACCAAGAAGAAAUUUCGGACCUUGGCCAAGGCCAAAUAAGCCACCGGCUCCUGCCAGCGGUGGAAUGAGUGAAAGAGACAGAAACUGGCUUCCAUUCCUCCGAUGUCAGAAGUGCCAUGAAGCUGCUCUGACCCACUUUCAGUUUUUUUUUUUUUAAAGAGUCGCUUAGCUCCUCUGCCAAGUGCCCCUGGCUAAAUAAAUUGCAAAGGUCGAGAAAAAACCCCGUUUCCUGAGAGGCCCCUGCUCCUUUCUGACUUCUGCUCUGUUACGUGCUCUGGUGCGGAUGGCAUGUCAAGGAGCAGACGACUGGGGAUGGCCAUCCCGUAAACAACUCAGCCUGACGAUCAUUCAGCCUUGAAUUGCUCAAGGAAGCACACCGGGAACCAGGGCAGGUCAUGGAACAAAGGCGUACCCGGCUUCACAUAAACAGAAUCUACAUGCAUGGGAUGGCCUGUAUGACAGUGUGAAACUGCUGGUCGGCCUGUUGCCAGGAAAAGCUCUCGUUCUUCCCAGCAAGCUGAAGCAGCCGACCCCAGGGCACCUUGACAACCAGUGGGCUGGGAUGGCAGCUGUCGGACUCUUGCCCGGGCUGGUGGCUUUUAUCAGGCGCCAAGGCCAGGACACGAUUGUAAACCUUGAAGUUGCAGGAUAAGGAGCUCAGGGUGUCGCCUUGCGUGGCCUCGCCUGAUGUGACGUUGCACAGCAAGGAUCAGGAGGGCAAGCAGGGCCCCAGAAAUGCCACACACACCCCUUUGAGUGUCUCGAUAGUCUCCAUCAUUUGUACAACCCCCAAAUUUCACCUAGCAAGCAGGGUGUGUGUGUGUUUCCUAAUUCUAUUAAAGGGCCAGAGCUAUUUUGGUGCGAUGCUUCAGAGAGGAGGCAGGAAAAGGCUGGGGGCAGAUGGUAUGCCAGGAAGGCAGACGGCAAGGCCAUUCAGUAGGGCUUGGCAUCCUUGGAUGGAAGGGAAGGAAAGGACCCCCUUCAUCAGCAGAUCACUUUGGAUUUUGUGCUUGUGAUGGAAAAAAAAAAUUCUUUGAGUUUUGCCGAUUAAAUAAAUUUGUUAUCGAAAUGGUUAA
Messenger RNA from Thamnophis elegans (Western terrestrial garter snake), 2710 nucleotides. RefSeq names its product DEAD-box helicase 56 (gene DDX56). The record is from RefSeq and is a predicted model, not a curated record. NCBI's taxonomy places the organism in Eukaryota, Metazoa, Chordata, Lepidosauria, Squamata, Natricidae. Gene Ontology annotation, cellular component: nucleolus. The transcript is spliced from 14 exons. Bases 33 to 1673 code for a protein of 546 amino acids. Gene Ontology annotation, molecular function: ATP binding; RNA helicase activity; nucleic acid binding.